AUGGCCCUAACGCUCACCUUCUUCGCGCUCCCCCCGCUCCCCCUCCCACCGUCCCCAUCGCCGCCAAAGCCGCCGCGCACAAGCUUCGCCGACCUGCCCGACGAGCUAGUGGCGCACAUUGCCUCGCUCGCGUGCCCGGCAGCAGAGAACAGCCUCGGCGAGCACUGGAUCAACCUCGGCCCCCCGGCGCGCGGGUACGGCGCGCGCGAUGUACGCGCCCUCCGCGCCACAUGCCGCCGCGUCCGCGACGCCAUCAGGCCGCGCGAGGUCGGGAUCGAGAUUCGCGACGAGUGGGACGCGCAUGCGCGCCUUGUGCGCUGGGCUUCUGCCCCCGACGAGGUGCUGCGCCGGGUCAGAUACCUGCGCUUCACGCCCUCGCGAUCGCCCGACCGGCCCGUGCCCCCGCUCACCGCGCUCGCGCGCUUCGAGCUGCUCGUCGGCGUGCUCUCGCGCGCGGCCAACCUCGCGUCUGUCGAGCUCGCGCACAACCCGUUCUGCUCGCACGAUGCCUACGGCGCAGGCCAAGAACGGUACUUUGCGCUCGGGCGGCACGGGGCCGAGGACGCGGGGCUGACCCUGCCGGCGCUGCGCUCGCUCGACGUCGCGCUCAAGUGCCGCGUGUGCAGCGCGCACAUGACGUACCUGCUUGCGUCUUGGUCGCCCGGGCUGCAGCGGAUCAAGUGCGCGAGCGUCACUUUCGCGCCCGUGAGCACGAUCGCGCCGCUCGUGGGCGUGCUCGCGCGCGCGCCCCUCACGAACAUACACAUCAAGGUCAGCGACGAGUGGGACCCCGUCACCGUGCUCGCGGCACUACGGCCCUGCGCGGGGACGCUGCAAGAGGUGUUCGUCGCGCCGUACGACACGAGCCGGAAAGUGCAGGUAGUGUACUCGCUCUCGCCGGCACACGGGCCUCCGCCGCCAGAGGACAACGACGCGCCCGCCGGCGGCGCAGAGGCGCGCGCGCGCUGGCUCUCGCCCGGCGGCGCGCUCUAUUCCCAGCUGGCGCACUACCGCGCCUUGACGUCUCUCGACCUCUGCCUGUCGCCGUCCGCCAUUGUGCCAGGCCUGGCAGACGACUGUGGCGAGUGGCGCGACGCCGCAGCCUUCGCUGCCGAGGAGCUGCUCGCCGCCUGCCCCACCCUCGUUCGCGGGUGGUGGUGGACGCAGGUCGUCGACCUCGACUACCGCCAGCUCAAGGGCUACGAGCGCUGGGGCUGGCGUGUCGGUGCCGGCGAGGGCGGCGGGCACGCUGGCGGCGUUGUGCUCGACGCUGCGCCGCGCUGGAUCAGCCCCAUGGUCAAUCGCAACCAGGACGCCCAGGGCACUGCGCAGAGUAUCCCCAUGCAAGAGCGGCGCGCAAGGCGCAAGGCGCAAGACACGAGCCGCGAGACGGGAGAGCAAGACUGA
Vanrija pseudolonga is the source of this 1407-nucleotide messenger RNA. RefSeq lists its product as uncharacterized. NCBI's taxonomy places the organism in Eukaryota, Fungi, Basidiomycota, Tremellomycetes, Trichosporonales, Trichosporonaceae. The coding region runs from base 1 to 1407 and encodes 468 amino acids. The record is from RefSeq and is a predicted model, not a curated record. The transcript has 3 exons.